This is a messenger RNA of Cladocopium goreaui, 453 nucleotides long. The record is from the annotation of a GenBank genome assembly. Lineage: Eukaryota; Dinophyceae; Suessiales; Symbiodiniaceae.
AUGUGCCAGCUUAGAUGGUUGGACCAACAGAACCCAACGGAAGGAUCACUGAUUUCCAGCCAGGCUACGUGGACGAAGGAGACCUUGCCGCCACCUCUGGAUCAUGAGAUUGAGUUCAUCUUGAAGGAUCCAACUAGCUACAAGCAGGGUCAAUCAGUGUAUUCUCAUUCAAAAACUCUCCACGGCUGCUUCACUUUUCGACUUUUGGUCUUCCCAAUGGGAACAGAAGUCACAGCCCCACCGAGCCAGCUCGCAGCCUUUGUUGAGGCUCCAGGGAAGCAAAACAAAAAGCAACUGGGUCGAUACCAAAGAACCCCAACAUGUCGAAGAUCAAAGAACCUUUCCAUCAUCGUUCUGAUUCGUUCUGCUUGUUUUUGGAAUGUUCAAUGGGGCAUCAGGAUCCAUUCCCAAGCAAGUCUUAUGGAAGACAGGUCUGGAGCCCUUGGUGGCUGA